Molecule: messenger RNA, 8091 nt
Organism: Zootermopsis nevadensis
Lineage: Eukaryota; Metazoa; Arthropoda; Insecta; Blattodea; Termopsidae
Gene: E2f1
Product: E2F transcription factor 1
Biological process (GO): regulation of transcription by RNA polymerase II
Cellular component (GO): RNA polymerase II transcription regulator complex
Molecular function (GO): RNA polymerase II cis-regulatory region sequence-specific DNA binding; DNA-binding transcription factor activity, RNA polymerase II-specific; protein dimerization activity
Source: RefSeq, a predicted model, not a curated record
CCACAUUCAUUGUUGCUACUGGCUGUUUUUAGCAGAUGGCUGGAACCACGCAAAGUUGAUUUGUGGCGAGUGAUUUCGAAGCGUUUGUACAUGCCGAUUAUAAAAUCUUGAUAAGCAGUUCGUACCUGCACAUGAGCUAUGUAUUAUGCUCAUGAACAUUUAAUGAGACCAUUUUUCUGCAUAAAGUCAUUUAUAUAAAGGAAAUUUGCUUGAUUAUUAUGCGGUAACUGCGGCUUGUACGCCAAUCACAAAACAAAAGACUACACGUUGAUGCUCGGCAUCAUUGGAUCUUUUUUGUGAACAUGUAGCGUUUAAAUUGUUUGGAAGUUAAUGAAAUUUAAUAUCAAGCACUGCUGAAGUUUGUAGUUGAUCGUCGCAAGGCCUAGACACAAAGAUGCCUCGUGUUCGGCGAGCAGUGACUUUGGCAGAUGACUCACGAAUCUUGGCUACUCCUGAUAUGGCUUCUACAAAGCUGGGUUCAAGAGGAUAUAUGGAGGUCAGUAAUAAUGGUGAUGUCACUGUGGCACAAUCACAAUCACAUCAUGGCCUGACACUAAUCAGUCCAUCAUCAUACCAUUUACUUGAUCAUGAAUAUGGUCAGACACCUCAACACCAGAUCAUUCGAAGACCUACCACAGCUCCACCAAGGACUGAGGCGGUGAAACGGCGCUUAAACCUUGAAGCAUCUCCUGCCAGCGAAGAGGGAUUCAAGACUCCUCGUUCCACCAAAAGAAUACGCACUGUCUCCAAUUCCAGUGGGGCCUCAACUUUAAACUCCAGUCCCGCAUCAAAAGCUGUGUUGCGUAAACCUGUGGAGAGGACACGAUAUGACACUUCUUUAGGUCUGUUAACCAAGAAGUUUGUUGGUCUACUCCAGUCAUCGCCAGAUGGAGUAGUAGACCUGAACGUAGCUUCUGAGUGCCUUGAUGUACAGAAAAGACGAAUUUAUGACAUCACGAAUGUGCUUGAGGGGAUUGGCAUUUUAGAGAAGAAAUCUAAGAAUAAUAUUCAGUGGAGGGGUGGUCAGAUUCCUUGUGAUACAGGUGGUAUGUCAGCUGGCAGUCUGCAGAGUGAUAUCGAAGAUCUUGAAGCCAAAGAAAACAUGCUGGAUCAGCUGAUUACAAAUGCUGAAUGUAACUUGCGGCAGCUGAGUGAAGACAAGCGGUAUGCCUACAUAACAUACCAGGACUUGCGAGGUAUUUCCGAGUACAAGCAUCAGACUAUCAUGGCCAUCAAGGCACCACCAGAGGCGAAAUUGCAAGUGCCUCAUCCCAGUCAAGGCUUACAGAUGUAUAUGAAGAGUGAAAAUGGCGAAAUAGAGGUAUUCGUAUGCCGCGACGAAUCACAAUAUCAUGGAAAUAGUGAUGACACUUCGAGAACUACAAAUGAACCUAUACCUUCAUGUUCUGCAGUUGGUGCUGUUGAGUAUGUUCAUCAACAAACAAUAUCUGUUAGUAGUACAUCUGAGUCAGUAGUGUGUUAUAAUACUACCGAAGAUUCUGCUGUUACUCGUCCAAGCAGUCAUACGGAUCUGGAACAAACUCAGAUAUCACAGAGUUUUGUGAUAAAAGAUGAACCGGUGAGCGAAGACGUAGAAACCGUAUCAGUACUUUCUAGGAUACAUAAUGUGCUGAUAUCAGAGCCAGAUGACUUUGAACCAAUGGGUGGUGGAAGGUUUCAGCUGCAGACUGAAGAUCAACACAACAGUCAUAUUUCAGAGAGUGACUCUGUUAUUGACAUAUCAGGAUUGUCCAGUCAUGGCUCAUUCAGCAGUGAACCCUUCCUCACCCUUGAGCCUCCGUUGUCUGAAUCAGAUUACAGCUUCAGUUUGGGUGAUGAGGAAGGACUUACUGAUCUCUUUGACUUUACAUUCUGAGAAAUGAAUCUACAAGCCAGCUGUGCCAGAAUGAACAAGAGAAGAAAGCAGUGUUAUUCUUGUUGGCAGAAGAAAGCAGUGUUAUUCUUGUUGGCAGUCGAUACAGAUAUCAGAGGUGCAGCACAAAGCGUAACUGUUACCAGGUUGUCCGAUAGUACCUGUGGUUGAGGUGUGAAUGAGUUGCAGUAUUCUGUGUGAAAUGUGUUUGCCAUGUUAAACAAUUCAGUGGAUCUUAUAAAUCAUGAAUGGGAAAGAAAAAAAAUAAGUGUCCAAGUGCUUGUCUCGGUUCCAUUACAAAUAAUUUGGUUAAUUAUUUUUCUUUACAUCUGAAUUUUGAGGGUCAGCAUUUUAUCACUGUGGCAUCGAGGAUUCCUGCUUUCAUAAAUUAAUGGACUCAAGUCAGAUAUUUUGUAAGGCCAGGUAUCAGUUUCUCAUAGAGUUAAGUUACAUAACUGCUAUAGAGGGUUAUUACAAAUUAUAUUUCCAAUUUUGACAUUUUGUAUUAAAUAAUCUAAACUACUCAUAUUAAACCAGAGUUUAUUGCCACUUGUAGGUUUUGGAUAGGAGAAGAUAGGUCACUCCACACACACAUGAAAUGAUAAUCAAGUUCAAUCCACACAGUGUACAACAUUUGGACGUCAGCUAAUUCACUAGCACCUUGAAUUCUGAGUUUACCGAGGUUUCAGGGCAUUGACAGACUCCUGGAAAUAUCCUGUGAAGUUUCAUCUAUGAGGUCACUGUAGAUCCAUCUCUGUCAAGCCAUCUAAGCAAGUGAUCCUCAUAGAGUUUGGAUUGCUGUUCUGGAUAAGUGAAAGUUAGCUUUGUCACAGAUUGCAACACUGGGAAGAAAAUUUUCAUUGUUGGAAAUUUUUAUCAUAAUUAUGCCACAGAAAGUGAAGCAUUUGCCAUUAUUCAUUUUGAUUUCUUAUAAUAAAAUUUGAAAAUUGUAGUUUGUCAUUUGAAAAUGCUUCCUUACAAUCUUCCAGAUUGUUGGCUGAAACUGCAGAACUCAGCUCGCUGUCUGCAAAUGUGUUACUAUUUUUGGUGCACCACAAGUCGCCAGCUUUUUGCGCAGUAGGCAUGUUACAUUACAAACUUUGAAUGUCAGUUAAACCUUCAGUGCUGUGGGCAGCUUAAUUUAUUGAAAAUAAAUUGUCAAAGGUACAAAAAUAAUUUGUAACAACUCUUGUAUAUCAACUAGAUAAGGAGUAGAUAGCACUAUGGUGAUUAUUUCCUCUUUAUGCUGAGUUGUCGAACGUCUGGCAUGUUAAGCUUUUAUCAUUGAGGAUCUUCGAUUGUUACUUGAAAGGAAGGUUUCGACUAUUUUCUGGUGAAUAUAUUUGUGAUGGUAAUGGAAAUUUCCAUAGUCUGCAAUGAAUAAUUUGUAAUAAUGUUACAACUUUAACUGUUCCUUACAUUGUUACAUAGUCUUCAAUGGCUACUUGGCACCGCUUGCUAAAUAUUUAUUUUUCUGUGUUUUAAUUAAUGCAUGUAGUUUCAAAUUUAUGCAUUGGUGCAUAACAUUUAUUCUUUAGAUUAUAAUUGUACUCUCAGUUUCUAUAUGCCAACAAGAGGAUACUGUUGCAAAAAUUUAAUAUUGCCUUUGGUUUUUAUAAUUUUGUGUGUGGAGGGGCUUAUGUGUAGUAGUUUUGGUCGAGUUUUAAAUGCAGCAUCCUGUGUUACAAUUUAGUGUCUUGUGUCCCAUGAAUCAUGAUUUUUACUAAUCUGAUCCAGCUAUUAAAACUGAAUGUGGGGGCUAAGGAACUGUGUAAUGGCUCUAUUAGUUGUUAAAUUGACAGUCGAUCUACACAAUAAGUUUCAUGAUUAUAGUUUCAAUGUUUAUUAAAAUUCAUUACAUGUUAAUGGUUUUCAGGUAAGAUAUUACAAUAUUUAUUCUGCAAGUGAUACUAAAUUCAUUCCUACACUCUGUGGGCAAAUAGUUAUUGGUUAUUAAAGCUGGUGGUUCAUCUAGUUAUCACUGGGCUGUAAAAGGUCAAUAUUGUCUUGUUCUGAUCUGUAUGUAAAGUUGCAAGUAGCAACUAUUUUGAUGGCCAUAUUAGUUUAUUUUAACAGUUUGUGGAUUUUCCAACAUAUUUUAAUGGAUUUAUUGAUCCUCAGUAUUCUUGAUGAUGAGUGAAUUUAAAAGUUGUUUCAUUAAAGGUGUGCCUGUUGAACAGAAUGUGAAGAUAGCCACAGCUGCCCUCGGACGUGAUGAUUGAUUGCCGUGCAUGUGUGAAUGCUGUCAUGUAAUUAACUUUCAUUGUCUAGCCAUAGGUGCCUGUUAAUGUACAAUAUGGUACAUUACAUUUAUGAGGUCAGAAGUAAUAUAUUUGUUGCAUUGGAAUGAAGAAGAAAAUGUUUCAUUUAGUUUCUUUUAAGUGGUUAAUCUUGCCAACAACAUUCGUACUAGGACUCUGUUAUAUUACAUACAAAUUUGAUCUGAAGGUUGACAGAUUUAAUAUUGUACAUAUUUCACAUUACCGUUCUAGAUCAUGGAUUAAUGAUGUGUUUUAUGUCAGUCACUUAAUCUGAAUGUACAAGUAUUUCUGAGUUAUGGGUUGCCAUUUUAGUUAUAUAUUUGUUCACAGUAGGUGGACAUGUGUAGUUCAUGUUUUUGAUCUGUUUUAAGUUGUUUUCAUUUGUUAUGUAAUUAUUAACAUUCAUUAUCCACAUGAAGCAUCUUAUAUGCAGACCAGCUAGCCAUGCGCUCACUGACAUAUUGCUAAGCCGUUACAGUGGCCGUGUAAUACAGGAAUUAAAUUUCCUGUUCCUGGAUGACACGUUAAUGGUAUGUGUGUGAAUGAUGGUGGUGAUGAUGAUGAUGAUGAUGAUGAUGUGGCUGACUGGUGGAACAGUGUCAUAUCAAACUAUAGCUUGCCAUGAAACUGUUAACAUUAUUGUGCUCUUUGAUUGGGAGUUUUAAAAUAGUAGUGGUAGAAACUGGUAUUUCCUAUUCUGAUUUAUGCCAGUGGAACAUUCACUGUUUUGAUGUUGACUCAGCAUAUCAGUAUUUUAGUUAGAAUAGUAUAUUUACAAAAGUAAUUCCCUUCUGCAUCAUUAGCAGGUGUUACAACAAUUUUGGAAUUUGCGUAUUGUUAAACUUUGUUGUUGCUUCUGUCUCCCACCUGUAGAAUACCCGUAAUAUUGCAUUUCCUGUGGCAUAUUAAGAAAUAAUUUUUGAUGAAGUAAAAUUAUGAAAUAUGAUUUACCAAAAUAGGGUUUGAUGAUUUGUUAAUUCAUGCAGUUUUAUGAUGUUCCAUUAAUUGUGCUUCUUUUUGUGUCAUGGGCUAACUUAUACUUGUUUUCCUCUUUCUCUUAAGUUCAUAACCAUUUCGAACUUUAACUGACAAAUGAAACAGGAGGCAGACAUAUGAGUUACCAGCAUCUGCACAUGUUGACAUAACAUAUUUAAAGGUCAGAGCCUUACCAAAGGCCUGUGUGCAAUUAUAAAUUAAUUCUCUAAUAGGUGACUCUCAUUUCCAAAUCUCUGAUUCAUUAGGGUUUUACAAUUUUAAUUGUUAUGUCGUCUUCCUUCAGUGUUCUACUACAGUGGACACAUCUUUGACUCUGCCCAUCACAUUUAUUUGGCUGUCUGGUUCAGGUAGUCAUCCUGUAAAUGUGCAGUUGGGUAUUCAGGGGCCCCAAAUUUGAUUCUCAGCCUGGUUAUUGUCCAGAUCAUUCUCCCUAAAUCCCUCCACGCAAAUACUGGCCAUGAUGCACCAUCCAUAGGCAUACUGUUUAAUAAUGUAUAAACUGUGCAGUUGAUGAAGCUUUUGUAAAUAUAAUUUACAAGCAGACAUUUGUCAGUUGCCAUUUCCAAACGUGCUUCGUCAGACUUACCUGUUUUACUGUGUUUGGUGCAAGUGUGCCUUAAAAUAUUCAUAUAAGUGCCAUUAAAGACAAAUUAUUUCAGUUGAGUCUUGAUACAUGGGAACCAUCCAUGUUGGAUGUGGUAGUAACCUCACUCAGAACUUUAAUUCAUGCAUAAUUGGGUCUUUCAUGAACUCAGAUUAGUGUGGGUCAUAUAUGCAUUAAUGGUUGUCUUCAAAGGCAUAUUAACAUACUUACGACCUGUUGUGCUCCAAGUCACUAACAUAAACAUAUUUUUAUGCAAUAUGCAGAUUGAAGUGAUUUAUGCUGUGAGCUGUGAUGUUGAUAUACAGGGUCUGACAGAGAAGACUGACUUAUUUUCAUUUAAGAAUAAAUUCAGUUUGAGUGAAUAACAUAACUGACACAUUAAAAUGACAGAAAUCUUGGAAAUUAAGUCUGAUACAUACGCUGUUCACUUUUUGGAAGUGACUGCAGUAAAUGCUUUAUAAGUAUGCAGCUCUUCAGAUAACCCCACAAUAAAUAGUUUAGGGCUGACAAAUUAGGACAUCUACAUGGCCAGUUUAAAUCACCAAAUUAUGAGAUCAGUUUAUGCAGAACCUUUUCAUGCAGCUUCUCCAUACUUAUUUGUGCAAUGUCUAAAUUUCAGAGCUGUUUUGUAUAUUUUUAAUUCUGAAGUAAAUUGUGUUUAACUGCAUUAUUUCAAACUCAUGUUAUUUUUAAAUUAACUGUUCAUGUUGCAUGCUGUGUAUAUAAACAUGUUAAAUUGUUUUGAUAUUACGUUAUCAUUGUAAAUUCUGCUUAACAUUGGUACUUUUACCCAUAAUUAUCCCCCUUUUUUAAAAAAAAAUCAUGUUCGUCAUACGUCACCUGGGUUGGAAUUUGUGAAUUGACGGUCUGAAAGUAAUAAAAACACUUGGGGUAUCUUUUGAUAUUUAAUCUAUGUUAUGUGUUUUUCAUGCCAGAGCAUAGUUCAGUUUGUUUAUAUCAAAUAAAUGUCAUCAGACAUCGUGAAAAGGCUUUACAUAGGCAUUGAAAUCAAAUUUUGAUUGAUGUAUUUGCCUUAACAUUUGUGUGAAGAGUGCAAGUCUUGAAGCUCUUCAUAGUGUAAAUGUCUUCCUUGUCUACUGCCAUUUUUGUUUAUAAAAACUAUAAGUUAUAAUGUCAUAAAAUUCCUCUAUGUAUUACUUCUUUCUACUGAGUUGCAUCUUCUUUAUUUGGGUUUCAUUAGUGUGCAAUAGCUGAGAUGACUCAACAGGUCAAAAAUAAUUUAUUCGUGGCUACAUAACGUUAUACAUGUCCAUUUCCUGAAUAUCCUUUACUGCUGUUAUUCAAAAAGGAACACUUUUUCCAGAUAUUGUUUAUUUCUGUUUGAAUAUAUAUUUAAGAUUUAAACUACACAUCAGUGGUUAGUGUGAAUCUGAACAGCAUUUACUGCAUUUGAGGCUCAUGUUAAAAGAAAAUUACUUGUGAUGUUUGACAGCAAUAGUUAAUAUGAGAAAUGUGUGGACAGGAACAUGUCACCUUAAUAUUAAUAACAUUCAUUAAGGAAACAAAAAAUAAUUUUUACCCUCAAUUACCUUGAAAUGUGUAUGGAAUACCCCAUGAAGUGUAUUUUGUAUCUUACUGAUAUAUUACAGACUAGAAGAGUGUAGGUAUUAUUAGAAUUGAAUUGGGGGGGGGGGGGGGGAAAAAUUGCCUCAGGCACUGAGACCACUGCUGGGUCUAUUUUGAACCCCUUAUCCUGUUAGGGGGGCCUUCAGAGAGCCCUGACUGCACUGCUAGAUCCAGUACCCACAGGAAUGUAGGUAGACAGCCAUAAUAGUAACUUGGGUAUUUUCAUCUGUUUUAGACAUAAAUAUUUUUUUUAUAUCAUAGUCUUGCUAUGAGACUGCAUACUUUUCAGUUGUAUUUAUGUCCAGUGAAACAAGAUGUGAUGCCUUAAUCUGUACCAAAGUGUUUGUGAACAACCCUUUCAUUGAUUGUCAUCCAUUGCAAUCACCAUCAGCCUGUGUGUGUUGUAUUUUGAGUGAUUAUCAUGAAAGAUUUUUAUACUUGGAGCACCCAUUGUAUUUAUACAUUUUAUUGAUAUUUGUGUUAAUGUAAUUUCAUUGAGAAUGUCAGUUAAUCUGUUGUAAUUAACUUAUAAUUUUAGCACAUUUAGCCUCAGACAUUUGCACUUUACAUGUAUGUUUAACAAUAUACAGUUUUAAAAAGUCUUCAAAGCCAGAAAGUUUUGAAUUUGAAGAUUCUUGUGAUAUUUCAAUGAACAGUAAUAACAGCCUUAAGGAAUCUGCUAUACAGAAUAUCAGUACUCUAAACUUUAUUGCUGAAGGUAAUCUUGUAUUGUACUUUAAAUAAACAAUGAAACAGCAUCUGUAAUGCAA